Messenger RNA from Diospyros lotus (date-plum), 1550 nucleotides. RefSeq lists its product as uncharacterized. Gene Ontology annotation, cellular component: cytoplasm. Gene Ontology annotation, biological process: tRNA dihydrouridine synthesis. The record is from RefSeq and is a predicted model, not a curated record. Gene Ontology annotation, molecular function: flavin adenine dinucleotide binding; tRNA dihydrouridine synthase activity. The transcript is spliced from 9 exons. Lineage: Eukaryota; Viridiplantae; Streptophyta; Magnoliopsida; Ericales; Ebenaceae. Bases 110 to 1099 code for a protein of 329 amino acids.
GCUUGAAAAAUAGGGAUGCGGAUGCGGUCGCGGCCGUUAUUAUACUAGGAAAAGCGGCUGCAUCCGCAACCACGAAGAUAGAUCUUCCAAGGGCCGCUCGACCGUACCCAUGGCGUUGGGCAUGGAUUACAAUAACAAGCUCGUUCUCGCUCCCAUGGUUCGAGUUGGCACAUUGCCGUUCAGGCUACUGACCGCUGAAUACGGUGCUGAUAUAACAUACGGGGAGGAGAUUAUUGAUCAUAAAAUUAUCAAAUGUGAGCGUCGAACUAAUGAGGUAAUUGGAACCACUGAUAUUGUGGAGAAGGGGACAGAUAAUGUUGUUUUCAGAACCUGCCAUGAAGAAAGAAAUCAGGUGGUAUUUCAAAUGGGCACUUCUGAUGCUGUGAGGGCUCUUACUGCUGCUCAGAUAGUGUGCAAAGAUGUAGCAGCAGUAGAUAUCAAUAUGGGUUGCCCAAAAUCAUUCUCUGUUAGUGGAGGAAUGGGUGCUGCAUUAUUGACUAAGCCAGAGCUCAUUCAUGAUAUUUUGACGACAUUGAAGAGAAAUUUAGACACACCCGUAACAUGUAAAAUUCGACUUCUAAAAUCAUCCCUUGAUACAGUAGAAUUGGCACGGAGAAUUGAGAAAACUGGUGUUUCUGCUCUUGCUGUUCAUGGUAGAAAAGUUUCAGAUAGGCCAAGAGAUCCUGCUAAAUGGGGUGAGAUUGCUGAUAUUGUAGCUGCACUUUCUAUUCCAGUCAUUGCAAAUGGUGAUGUUUUUGAAUAUGAAGAUAUUCAACGCAUAAAAGUCGCAACUGGUGCCUCAUCUGUGAUGGUUGCUAGAGGAGCUCUUUGGAAUGCAUCAAUUUUCUCUCCAAAGGGCAAAUUGCCAUGGGAAGAUGUGAAAAGAGAAUACGUUAGAAAGAGCAUCUUGUGGGAUAAUGAUGUUAAAAGCACAAAGCACACCUUGAAGGAAAUGAUAAUGCAUUUUUCUUCCCUUGAACUCCCUGAGGGAAAGGCUGUGAUUAAAUCAGAAACAUUGGCAGAUCUAGCGCAACUUUAUGGAGAAGAAAAGUACUAUGAGUUCGUCAACAGCAGCCGGUUAACCAUUGGAAGAAGAUGACUAAUUUUCCUGUGUACAGAGCCUUGCCCUUGAUCGAAAGUGAAAUGGUGAAGUGUGCAUUAUUAUGGACUGUUUACCAUCUGUUGUGUCAAAGAUGCCGAGGCAAAAACCAUUCUUCACGUCUCGGGACUUUGAAAUUGUUUAUUGGGACUCAAAUCGUUGGUGAGAAAUUGGGAUCCAACCUAAAGGUUGGUGCAUCUACAGCCGUGCUUCAAAUCAAAUCAUUAAAAUUGCACCAGUUGGUCAGCAUAUUUAUUCAGAAUUUUGAGGCUUUUGGAGGCAUGAAUUUUUUUUUAAACUUAUAUUUACAUUUUCUGAAAUGAUGCUUGAGGCGGUGUUCACCCCAAGGCAGGCAUGCAAUUGCAAGCCCACUAGCGCUGUACCGUGUAAUUGUUUUAUACAGAUCUUCGGCCGACAUUUUGGAAAAGUGCUCCAGUUACAUUUUGCUUCA